Apaloderma vittatum (bar-tailed trogon) is the source of this 846-nucleotide messenger RNA. RefSeq names its product chromosome unknown open reading frame, human C9orf24 (gene SPMIP6). Gene Ontology annotation, cellular component: manchette; perinuclear region of cytoplasm. The transcript has 8 exons. Bases 1 to 846 code for a protein of 281 amino acids. Lineage: Eukaryota; Metazoa; Chordata; Aves; Trogoniformes; Trogonidae. Gene Ontology annotation, molecular function: alpha-tubulin binding. The record is from RefSeq and is a predicted model, not a curated record.
AUGUUCCUCUUCUCCAAAAAACACAAGACACCUGUCAGCACUUACACCGACUCCUACCGCCCACCACACUCUGUCAAAAAGGCCUAUCGAGAUGAGACUGCACGGCCGGUCUUCAAAGAAAACAAGUUUGUGACACAGGGAUUAACAGUGCCUCCAGUGCAAAAUCAGGCAAGCCAAAUCCAGCCCAAGGACCUGAUUAAGGCAGAAAUGCAGGAGUAUUACAGGAACACCAUCGACCCCAGUGCCUACUGGCCCCAGAAGUACUGGAUGACCAGGUCUGAAGAGAAGUACAACCCAGUUUUUGUCAACGAGGACAAGUACAUCACCUGGAGAACAGGUCCCUACAAUAGCGCAGCCUGGAAUAAGUACUCCACUUACCUCCCACUUCCAUCCAAGGAGACAAGGAUGAACAACUUACUGCAGAGCACACCUGUGCAGUAUCCCCCUAAAUCCACCUGCCUCAAUCAAACUGAGAGCGAGGCGGUCACCAGCAUGUUGCACAAGCAGCCCAUAUACACCAUGUCAGGGAGGGGACCCUUUCAGGGCUACUACAGCCCUUCCUCUGGAUGCCACUACUGCCUACGAGGGAUGGACUACUAUGUUGACGGGGCCCACACCAUCAGAAAGCAUCUUCAUUCACCAGAAGAGAGGGCUGAGUAUUCCGUGCUGCAGCUACAACCCCAGAAUGAUAUUCUGUACAUCUACCCAUGGUCCAGCAGCACCUUUAAUCGGCACACGUUUACUUUCAGGAUAUGGGACACAAGCCACUUCAUGACAACAAGACCCCAGAGAAGCAGCUACAUCAUCCACCCUGAGUUUGUCUCAGAGGCUUACUCUGCCCCGUAG